Molecule: messenger RNA, 2340 nt
Organism: Frieseomelitta varia
Lineage: Eukaryota; Metazoa; Arthropoda; Insecta; Hymenoptera; Apidae
Exons: 12
Coding region: 229-2340 (703 amino acids)
Biological process (GO): sensory perception of taste
Cellular component (GO): membrane; dendrite; axon
Source: RefSeq, a predicted model, not a curated record
CGUCUAGACAAAUAAAUUGCUUCUUCUAUUCUACAAUUUCCUUAAUGACAUUGAACACUAUCUUAUUUGUGAUAAGUAUUUCAUAUUUGAGCAGCUAUUACCUCCAGUUGCAUGAAGUAACAAGUCACAUUACUGUCCGUUUCUAGACAUUAGUUUGGAACUAAUACGUGAAUUACACACGAGUGUUUAAUUUGUUAUUUCUUUCUUCAAUCUGUACAGAUUGAAAACAUGGACAACUACGAGGCAACAACGAGGAUAAUAAUCAUAUUGAAUCACAUAGCAAUGCUCCGUAACUUCAUAGAUCCAAGAAAGAACCUAUUCAAAUUUUUAUGCAGCUGGAUAUGGAUUAUAUCAUUGAUUUUUACGAUCGUUGUCUGUGAAUUUUGUAUUGAGUUUUAUCUUAUAACUAUAUUAAUGCCACGCAACAUAGAAUCUCUUACGUACAUAUUCCUAUUUGCUGUCCAUGUAUUCGGGUAUAUAAUUGUAGCAAUCAUUGGUUUGUACCAAUCCAAGAAUGCAUUGGCGUUGGUGAAACAGAUUAACCAAGUGGACGAAAAUUUAAGGAAUAUGGGAAUUAAGAUCGAUUAUCAUAAUUUGUUUCGUCAUGUGAAGAUCAUCGGAUGUUUCUGGCUACUGGACGCAACCAUAAUAUGUGGAAUUUUUUUGAAACGGAUAUUAAGAAACCUAUCAAUUAUAUCAAUAAUGGUUAUCGGCAGCUACAUUUUCGUUACAAAUGCCAAUUCAAUUAUUCUAUAUGAUUACAACGUAGCCGUAUAUUGGCUAGGAUCGCGAUUUGAAAUGAUAAACGAGCUUCUCAAAACGUUCCUUUCGGAGGACGAUCAACUAAACAGCGAGGAAUCCAGCGAAGAAGUUGUAUUCAAACCAAGUAAUAAUUUCCGAAACCGACUGCAAAUUGACAAUUGCUCGUCCAGUCGUUCUCUAGAAGUUUCGACAUCAUCCACGAACGACACCUCGAGUUCUAAAAAAGAAUUAACAAUCAACGAAAAAAUCCAUUUGUUUCAACGAAUCAGAAUCCUGCAUCUGCAAGUCUGCAACGUUUCAAAAAUGGUGAAUCACAUAUUCAACGCCCAAAUAUUGAUAUACACGAUCACGUCGUUGAUAGUCUUUGAUAUAUCAGUCUACUGCUUGUAUAUGGGUAUGCGCAGAGGUACCUUUCCGGACAUAUGUUUAAUACUAAUAUUCGUAAUGGGCAAUAUAUUUCGAAUCUUGAAAAUCGCUCUAAUAAGCUAUGACUGCGAAUAUACAAUGAAACAGGCGGACAAGACGAUAAGCCUAGUCCACUCAUGUCCUCUGUAUCGAGAGAGCGCGGAAUUAAAAAACGAGAACGUAUCGAUGUUGAUAAAGCAGAUUGACGAAGUGGACGAAAAUUUGAGGAGUUUGGGAGUUAAGAUCGAUUAUCACAAUUUAUUUCAUCGUGUGAUAAUCGUCGGAUUCUUUUGGAUAUUAAACGCUACCAUAAUAUACGCAAUUUUGCUUCACUGGAUAGUUCAUAAAACUCCAAACGUAGACGCGACAUUAACAAUUAUUUAUUACAUUUACGUUUCGAAUGUCCACUCAGUUAUUUUAUACGAAUACAACGCAACCAUAUUUUGGCUUGGAUCGCGAUUUAAAAUGAUAAACCAGCUCCUAAAAACGUUGCCCUCGGAGGACAAUGAAGGUAACGCUACGGAAUCCAACGAGGAAAUCAUUUUCAAACCAAGUAGUAAUUUUCGAAACCAAUUAGAAGUCGGCUGUUCGGUAUCGGUUUGUUCUUCACAAGUCUCACAGAUAUCUUCCAUGAACGUCACAUCAAAUUUAAAGAAAGAAUCACCGACUGAUGAAAAUCUUCGUUUACUUCAACAAAUCAGGCUUCUGCAUCUGCAAGUGUGCAACGUUUCGAAGAUGGUCAACCAAAUAUUCAACACACAAAUAUUAAUAUAUACGUUCUCACAACUGUUAUAUUCUUGUGUAUGUGUCUAUUUCAUAUACAUGGAAACCCGCAGAAGAAAUGAUUUCAUAGGCGCGUUAGCUUUGGAAAUUGUAUACUUGUCGGAUAGCAUACUUAGUGUCCUGAAAAUUGCUGUAAUGAGUAUUGAUUGCGAAUACGCAAUGAGACAGGCGGACAAGACAAUAAGCCUUAUCCACGCAUGCCCUCUGUAUCGUGAAAGCACGGAAUUAAAAAACGAGACCCUUCAAUUCCUGUGGCAAAUAUCGUACACACAGCUUGAAGAUACAAAAUCAGUUCAUUAUGUAUUGAACUACAACUUUGUUCGUAACUGUUUCUACUUCGUAUUAACUUAUUUGGUGAUCAUGGUACAAUUAAGUCAAAACUUGAUUUAA